Bursaphelenchus okinawaensis is the source of this 1244-nucleotide messenger RNA. The record is from the annotation of a GenBank genome assembly. Lineage: Eukaryota; Metazoa; Nematoda; Chromadorea; Rhabditida; Aphelenchoididae.
AUGGAUUACGAUGACGAUUUGGGUGGUUAUGAUGAGGACGACUUUAUGGAUGUUGAGGAAGCCAUAGAAGUGCCUGAAAAGAAGAGAAAAAGUAAGUGUUUCCUUGUGGUUCAUGUGUCUAGAUCUAUGUUAUGUCGUUUUAAAGUUUACAAAGUUGUUAUGGACGUAAAAAAUGUGGCAUAAUAGAAGUUUUUUUUUAUUUUAUGUUUUUCCUUAAGGUUUUUGUAAAGUUCGGUCUACCUAUAAUAAGUUAUGUUUUUGAGCCGGAACUCGUAUCUAUGAUCUAUUUUAAGACUUUAAAAGUGUACAUAAUAUAACAACAAUGUUUCAGCAGACGUAACGAAUCUUCUGGACGAAUUGGCAGAAGGAGAUGAGGAAGGUGAACUGAAAAAAGGUCGAGUUGAACCCAAAGUAAAGAAGGCAGGUGGAACUCGUUUAAAUUUCAAAGAAAAAGAUUUAACUGGACCAAAAGGAAUUCGGGAUUUGAUAAAGCGGUUUGAAGGUUAUAAACCACCAACUGGGGGCAAGAAUCCUGUAAGUAUUUUCGGUUUUUUGUUUUCUUUUUAGGUGUUGUAGCAGUAUGUCUUGUUAUUAUAGAAUCUUUUUGAUUCUCACGGUUUGAUACUUGGUUUUGUAACUAAAGUUGAUUUUGUUGUAAAGAACACGUUUAGAGUUUUAAGGCUUUUAAAGCUUCUCUAUUGAGGGGUUUCUACCGACCGUUCUUUUAUGUCUAAAAUAGUGUCGCUGGACUGUGUUGAGUAUAAUAUAACAAUUUCAUUGUUUCAGUACGCAGAUCUCGAAGAUGUAAUGUUGAAAAUGGAGAACUGGGCCCAUGAUCUAUUUCCUAAAAUGUCGUUUUCCGAUUUCUUGUUGAAGGCUGAACAAUUGGGCAGAAAACGAGCUGUUCAUGUAGGUUAACAUAUAUAUAUCUUUUUUACUUUUUUAUAAAUUACAACUUUUUUGCGGUUUUUAAAUCUUAUAAACUUACAUAUCUAAAAGGCUGACAUUUUUUGUUAUUCUAUCAAUAAAAGUUAGAAUCUUAUUUAGAGGAAUCAUUACCUAACUAAAUCUUGACUAAUCAUUUUCAGACUCAUAUGCUAAAGAUUCGUAAUGGAAUGGAGUUUGGACCAGAACAAGAUGAACUUAUAGCACCAGAAUUUGUCGAAGAUAAUGAAGAAAAUGCUGAAAAGAAGGAGAAAUCAAAGAAAAAGGGAAAGGAAUAUGUUCCAAUUCAUUUUUGUUAA